CGUUGUCGGCGCGCUUUGACUAAUUAGCGAGAUCGGCGGCCGACUGGGGAUGCUUUCGCGAAAAUGACGCUCGCCGUGGAGACACGUGACAGGGUCUCGUCGUCAGCUACAAUGUCCAGGGAAUCGGCGCGCUCUGCCCCAUCCUCCUCCUCCUCGUCGUUGUCGCCGUCCACGUCAUCGGCUUCAGUUACUCCGUUAAUCAUUGGUGGUUCCUAUUCCAGCGUGCCAGGAGCCCAUGAUGAUGUCAGUGGAAGGAGUAGCCGGGGCGUGCAAGGGAUUACUGUUGGUGAAUCGUUCCCUCAAUUACUACAGUAUCUCUGCAAUGUUUUCUGGUUUUAUCCAGCCUACGUCAUUAGCUUCGUCAUCAACUGUUUAUGGUACAACGACGUUGCAACUCAUGCGUUUAACGUUAUUCAGGAAGAGAGAGUUGGAGGAACGGAGGCAUCAUCAAAGGAAGCAGUGAAGUCCAGCUCGAAGAAAAGGCGAUCCAGGAGAGGGUCCAUCGCCGGAACAAGUGCAGCAACUGCAAGAUCAGACGCUGCAGCAAGCUCUGGUCUUGAAAGUGUUUUCAAGGCCAUCAGUGAAGAGAUAUACCGCAUUUUGAUGUUUGCUGUGUUUUUCAUCCAGGUCUAUGCAGUGAGAUUUCUGCCAUUUGCAGGGCCUGGCCUGAACUUCAUCCUUCUAUCCUGGCUGUAUGCGUACUACUGCUUCGAUUAUAAAUGGGCUCUCUUGGGAUGGACCCUUAACAGAAGACUUUGGUUCUUUGAAACCUAUUGGGCCUACUUCCUUGGAUUCGGGAUUCCAUGUGCAGUCAUAUCCUCAUUUUUCUCUUCCCUUGUCGGGAGCGGAGUUAUGUCAUUUCUUUUUCCAUGGGAGUAUGAAGCUCUGAAGAGAUGCACUGGAGCAUACCUUCCCUUUUACUCUGCCUCCUGAAAUAACGUGCAAGUGGGCUGUGAAGGCACACAGGGAUGUGGGCAGCUGCCGCUCAACCACAAUCAAUGUGGGCAGCCUUG
Chara braunii is the source of this 1013-nucleotide messenger RNA. The record is from the annotation of a GenBank genome assembly. NCBI's taxonomy places the organism in Eukaryota, Viridiplantae, Streptophyta, Charophyceae, Charales, Characeae.